Drosophila montana is the source of this 328-nucleotide messenger RNA. RefSeq lists its product as uncharacterized. The transcript is spliced from 2 exons. The record is from RefSeq and is a predicted model, not a curated record. Gene Ontology annotation, cellular component: mitochondrial intermembrane space. NCBI's taxonomy places the organism in Eukaryota, Metazoa, Arthropoda, Insecta, Diptera, Drosophilidae. Bases 113 to 328 code for a protein of 71 amino acids.
AGUGACAGUCCGCUGUGAAUGUCAAAUUUUACAUCAAAGAAAAGUCAUCUAACUUUUUAUUAAUUUGCAAUUUAUUUCGACUUUAAUUUACAAAUCAUAGUGAAUUAAAUUGAUGUCUAAUGCUGGUAAGGAUCCAUGCAAACCUUUCGCCUGCGCUAUACAAGCUUGCUUAAAGGAACACAACUUUCAGGAACAUAAAUGCAGUGAGGCGCUCGAGCGAAUGCGUUUGUGCUGUGUAAAGUGGCAUAAGCAGUCGAUCUGUUGUAGUGGUAUUGAUUUGGAAAAAUCGUAUUUACCAAAGACGAAAACAGAAAGCAAUCCAAAGUAA